AUGGCUUACACUAACAAAUUUCCGGUAGCGGCUGCGGUUGCAGUGCUGUUUCUAGUGGUUACGACCACUCCUCAGUGGACGGAGGCGCAAAAUACGGAUACAAAUUGCACGGUAGGGGUCCCUGUCGUGGAACAUUGUUACACAACGUUAACGCCGAGUUCAUCACCAUCUAAAGAAUGCUGCACAGAUCUCAAAGCGGCGAGUGAAACGGAUUUGCAUAACUUACAAUAA
Messenger RNA from Arabis nemorensis, 231 nucleotides. The record is from the annotation of a GenBank genome assembly. Lineage: Eukaryota; Viridiplantae; Streptophyta; Magnoliopsida; Brassicales; Brassicaceae.